This is a messenger RNA of Colletotrichum phormii, 420 nucleotides long. RefSeq lists its product as uncharacterized. Lineage: Eukaryota; Fungi; Ascomycota; Sordariomycetes; Glomerellales; Glomerellaceae. The transcript has 4 exons. The record is from RefSeq and is a predicted model, not a curated record. The coding region runs from base 1 to 420 and encodes 139 amino acids.
AUGAUCGAGAAGGCUUUUGAACGUCUUGAGCCUGGCGGCUAUCUUGAGCUUCAGGACAACAUGUUCCCACUCAUGUGUCGAGACGAUACGAUGACCGACGACUUCAAGCCCUACAAGUGGACGAAGUUGGUUAUGGAGGCGGCCGCAACGAUGGGACGCCCGGUCAACGUCGCUGCCAGCUUCAAGCAGAUGUUGGAGGAUGCAGCCUUCGUCGACAUCGAGGAGAAGAAGGCGAUUUGGCCUUACAACCCUUGGCCCAAGGACCCAAAGCUCAAGGAGCUGGAGGAGGCGACAGUCUUCAUUAUCGAAGUGAGAAACGAGCACAAGAAGAUUGGAGUCCACGCAUACUACGACGUGUACGCUGCCUGGGGUAGGAAGCCGGAGAAGAAGGACGAGGAAGAUGUUGCAGUGCCCUCCUGA